UGUCAUCAGUCAAGCAAACAAUAAACAGCAAUUUUUAGUUUCUUUGUUCGAUUUGUCCUUUCAUCAGUUUUAGUUAUUCUGUGAUCAGUCGUAACACAAUUCUCGAUCAUAAUGCCCAGAAGGUCCUGCAGGAGCGCCCCUAGGGCCUAUACACGGCACACUAGGGUGCCCCCUAGGCAGCCCGCUACUCAACUCAGACCAACUGGCACGGCACUUGCGACCACAUCAAAUGUCCCAUCUAAGUAUGUUCCUAGUCCUGCUCCCCAACCGGCCCAAAUGCACGCUACGCCUCCUCCAGCAUCCCAGGGUCCGGGAUUGUUUGGGCAGAUGGCAGCUACAGCUGGUGGUGUUGCAGUGGGCUCUGCUAUUGGACACACCGUGGGACAUGCCGUUACCGGCCUGUUCAGUGGUUCAAGUGACCAACCAGCAGCUCAGGAAGCGGCUCCAGUGGCUGCUCCAGUUCAAAAUAGCCAAACGAGCGAGCCUUCUGGACCUUGUGCAUGGGAGAUCAAGCAAUUCUUACAGUGCGCUUCGACUCAGCCCGAUUUAACUCUUUGCCAAGGAUUUAACGAAGCUAUUCAGCAGUGCAAAAUUAGAAACAAUUCAUCUUAAAUUCAGGAUGUCUCAAGAAGUUCCAUUUAUCAGAUUUCGAAGAGUUGAAAUUGCUGUAGUUAUGGAGCAGUAUAGAGCUAGCUAUGUUUCUAGCGAUCUUUUUAUUUUAUAGAAGGUUAAUUUAAUAAAUUAUGAUUACAUCUUUGUUGUGUCAUGUUUAUGAUUUUUGUUGAUCGUCACAUGUUUUAAGUUAGUGAGUUAAUUAUAAUUUGUUUAGAAAUAUAAAAUAUUUUAAUU
Messenger RNA from Sitophilus oryzae (rice weevil), 849 nucleotides. RefSeq names its product coiled-coil-helix-coiled-coil-helix domain-containing protein 10, mitochondrial (gene Chchd2). Gene Ontology annotation, biological process: mitochondrion organization. Gene Ontology annotation, cellular component: nucleus; mitochondrion. Bases 112 to 612 code for a protein of 166 amino acids. NCBI's taxonomy places the organism in Eukaryota, Metazoa, Arthropoda, Insecta, Coleoptera, Curculionidae. The transcript has 4 exons. The record is from RefSeq and is a predicted model, not a curated record.